AUGUCCAAAUCAUCAAAAACAGUUGAUCCAAAUCAAAUAUCACGUGAUCUAUUCACAACAUUGACCAAUCUCCAUCAAGAGAUCUUAAAACAUGAAUCAAACACAAAUAAUAAUCCUAUCGAUCCAAAAAUUCUCUCCUGUAUUGAAUCAGUUUUAACUUCAUUAAAAUCACUUCGUUAUAUCGAAAGUCCAAAAACACUUUCUGAUAUAAUUCAUACUAUAUGGAAAAUAUACAUCACUGAUUUUCUUUCAUUAAUUGAAUAUGUCAAUAUUCUUGUUAGUGAUCAAUUUCAACAAAUAUUUAACUGUGUUAUGAAAGUAUAUGCAACUAUUAAUUUUCAAUCUAUCUUUAGAGAUGAUACACUCUAUGCUCGUGAUAAAUUCUUUCGUAUUUUUGAACUCCUAUCACUUCCAUCGAUUAUAAAUUUUCUUAAAAAUCAAUCUAACAAUGAAAUUAUGUCACAUAUAGCUAAUAUCUUACGUAUGUUAUUACUUCAAAUGCAAAAUAUUGAAGAAGAAAUUUGUUUCAAAAAAGAUGAUUUACUCAAUCAAGAAUCAAUUAUUCAGCUUCUAUUUGAAUAUGUAGAUAUGAAUUUAAUUGAGACUAAUAAUGAUAUUCAAUUAACAAUUAUUGAAAUAUUAGAAUUUAUUUGGACAUUAGUCGAUAAUACUAUUCUAAUACCACAAUUACUCAAUACAAAUUGUGUUUCAUUUACACUCAAAUGGAUUAAUAUGUGUGAAUUACCAUUUGCUAUUCAACGAGCUAGUAUUCGUCUCUUAUAUAAUAUUGCACGACAUGAAAAAGGAUGUAAUGCAUUAAAUGGAGCUGAUGCUCUUCGUUUACUAAAAGAAUUCAAACAACGAACUUUAGAUACAACUAUUAAUGACACAACUUACGAAGACAUACGUUUACUUUUUUCUAUGGCAUUAGCAUUAUUAACAGAACCAAAAGAAAGUAAAAGCGAUGCAAAAUCAUUAGGAAAAGUACUCGAUCAACUUAUGCAAAUGACAGUCAAUACGGCACAGAAAAAAAAUCAUAAAUAUGGGGAUUUUGAUAUUAGUGAACCAUUAGUAGUUUUCAUAAAACUUUUCAUUCACGAUGACAUAUUACAUUAUUGCAUUAAAGAAUCUCAAGUCAAAAAUAUGAAAGUAUCUUCAAAAAUCGUUUUUUUCUGUGAUUUAGUAAUGCAAUUUCGAGGUGCUCUUGCCAAAGAUGAUGAACUCGAUCAAUUAACUUUAACAGCUUUGAUGAACAUCAUUUGGAGUAUUUCAUUUCAUGACGAAUAUAUUGACGAGCUUAAAUCGAAUGGAAAAUUUCUUAUUACUAUCAAAAGUCUUGCUAAUGACGAUGGAGAAGCUUGGGUAGAACAAUAUGUACCAAAACAUAUGUCAUCAGUGAAAAAAGCUGCCGCUGGUAUUUUAUGGAAUCUCGAUGAAAAUAAUCCAGAAAAUCUUUUUGAUAUAUGGGUUGACUUUGCUUAUUGUCAUACAGAAGAUUUAUGGGAAGAAAUUGGUCAAGCAAUUGAAAAAUCUGAUAUAAUACUUUUUCUCAUGACAAAAGAUUAUCAAAACAGUAAAUCAUGUCGUCAAGAAGUGAUGUAUACGAAAGAUUCAUUGAAAAAAAAGUUUAUACCCGUGUACGUAGCUCGAGAUUUCGUUGCUAGUGGUUGGUUAGGUGUACGUAUUGUUGGUCCACAAUACAUUCGUUUUGGUAAAAAACCUUUUGAAGCAACAAUCAAAGAUCUCAUAAAACUUAUUUUCGAAGAUAAAAGUGAGAAAAACUCAAAAAAUAAGGAUUCUAAACCUGUUGAAAUAAAGCCUAAUGAGAAUGACAAAUCGAAUCAAGAAUUACUAAAAGAUGAUCAUGAAAAAUCUAAUCAAUCCAAUGGUGAGAUAACACAAGUAUCUGUACGUAAUUCUAAAUCAAUUAAAAAAUGGAAUUCGAAAGAUAUUAUCGAUUGGUUUGAUGCUAAUAAAAUUCGUCAUGAAUUAAAGGAAAUAUAUGAUUUUCAAUGUGGUACUGAACUUCUUCUCUAUGGUCAGUGUCUUCGACCAGAUUGGCAAUCUGAAUAUCUUGAUAUACGAGAACAAUUUUCAAAACGAUAUAAUACACCAUUAUAUCGUAAUGAAUUCGUUCGUUUAGUCACUUCAAUCAAUCAAUUGGAAGAAUUGCAGACAAAACCGGUUUCGAGUACAUGUACAAUUCUAUAA
Messenger RNA from Rotaria sp. Silwood1, 2211 nucleotides. The record is from the annotation of a GenBank genome assembly. NCBI's taxonomy places the organism in Eukaryota, Metazoa, Rotifera, Eurotatoria, Philodinida, Philodinidae.